GCAGCACGCGCGCCUCUGCGCCCACCCAUGGCUAUAGCCAAGCUAGCCCACCCGCGCCCGCACGGCCGCACUCGCACCCACGGGAGAAUUCCCGGCCGCGCGGCGCGCGAGCACCAAUCUAAAAUUGGCACGGCCUCUCCCUCCCCCUCCCCCCCGCAUCCCGCGGCGUGUCCUCUCGCCUUCUGCCUUUCCUCCCUUAGCCAGUAGCCCAAAUUUACACCGCGCCAUUUCUUCAUUGGCCUGGAACGACGACGACCACGUACGCCAUGGCGCCCGGGGCCACGCUCCUCCUGCGGUGAGGGCACCCACCACCACCACCAGCAGCAGCAGCGGGCUACCUAGUUCGGAUCAGGAUGGCGGGGGACUACGUGGACGUGCCGCUGGGCGGCGGCGGGCAGAGCACGCUGCCGCCGGUGGCGCCGCUGAAGAAGCAGCCGUCGCGGCUGGCGUCCGGGAUGAAGCGGCUGGCGUCCAUGGUGCCCGACACGAUGAAGCUGAAGCGGACGCACUCCAGCGCGCAGCCGGCGCUGCGCGGCCUGCGCUUCCUCGACAAGACGUCGGCGGGGAAGGACGGGUGGAAGAACGUCGAGAAGCGGUUCGACGAGAUGAGCGCCGACGGACGCCUGCCCCAGGAGAGCUUCGCCAAAUGCAUCGGUAUGGCGGAUUCUAAGGAGUUUGCAAGCGAGGUGUUUGUGGCAUUGGCGAGAAGGAGGAGCAUCAAACCAGAAGAUGGGAUAACAAAGGAACAGCUGAAAGAAUUUUGGGAGGAGUUGACUGAUCAGAACUUUGAUUCACGACUACGAAUAUUCUUUGACAUGUGUGACAAGAAUGGUGAUGGGCAGCUUACAGAGGACGAGGUCAAAGAGGUUAUUGUGUUGAGUGCCGCAGCAAACAAACUUGCCAAGUUGAAAAGCCAUGCUGCAACCUACGCCUCACUGAUCAUGGAAGAGCUGGAUCCUGAUCAUCGCGGUUACAUUGAGAUUUGGCAGCUGGAGACGCUACUCCGUGGUAUGGUGACAGCCCAAGGGCCUCCAGAGAAGGUGAAGCUGGCUUCAGCAAGCCUUGCAAGGACAAUGGUCCCUUCCAGUCACCGGAGUCCAAUGCAGAGGCGUUUCAACAAGACUGUUGACUUCAUCCAUGAGAAUUGGAAGAGGAUAUGGGUGCUCUCCUUGUGGGCGAUCCUCAAUAUUGCAUUAUUCAUGUACAAGUUUGUGCAGUACAGUAGGCGGGAUGCAUUUCAGGUGAUGGGCUACUGUGUCUGCAUAGCAAAGGGUGCUGCCGAAACACUCAAGCUGAACAUGGCCGUUAUACUCCUCCCGGUGUGCCGAAACACACUAACAAGGCUCCGAUCAACAGCACUCAGCAAAGUCGUACCAUUUGAUGAUAACAUAAACUUCCACAAGGUUAUCGCACUGACGAUUGCAAUUGGAGCGGCUACUCAUACUCUUGCUCAUGUAACCUGCGACUUCCCAAGAUUGGUAUCAUGUCCAAGGGACAAGUUCGAGGCCACACUGGGGCCUUACUUCAACUAUGUUCAACCAACAUACUCAUCGCUGGUUGCAAGCACUCCAGGGUGGACUGGCAUCCUCAUGAUCUUGAUAAUGUCAUUCUCGUUCACACUUGCGACACAUUCGUUCAGGAGGAGCGUUGUGAAGCUUCCAUCACCACUGCACCACCUUGCUGGUUUCAAUGCCUUUUGGUACGCCCAUCACCUACUGGUGAUUGCAUAUAUCCUCUUGGUGCUGCACUCCUACUUCAUAUUUCUCACCAAGCAGUGGUACAAUCGAACGACGUGGAUGUUCUUGGCAGUUCCAGUCCUCUUUUACUCCUGCGAGAGAACUAUCAGAAGAGUUCGUGAGAGCAGUUAUGGGGUGACCGUCAUCAAGGCAGCAAUUUACCCUGGAAAUGUGCUCUCUAUUCACAUGAAUAAACCAUCAAGUUUCAAGUACAAAAGUGGGAUGUAUAUGUUUGUAAAAUGCCCAGAUGUUUCGCCUUUUGAAUGGCAUCCCUUCUCCAUAACUUCUGCACCUGGAGAUGACUACUUGAGUGUUCAUAUCCGUACAUUAGGUGACUGGACAACAGAACUUAGAAACCUAUUUGGGAAGGCUUGUGAGGCACAAGUAAGUUCCAAGAAGGCUACACUUGCACGACUUGAAACCACUAUCAUAGCAGAUGGUCUGAAAGAGGAGACUUGCUUUCCCAAAGUCUUUAUAGAUGGUCCUUUCGGCGCACCAGCUCAAAAUUACAAGAAAUAUGACAUUCUUUUGCUUAUCGGGCUUGGAAUUGGAGCAACGCCUUUCAUCAGCAUACUGAAGGAUCUCCUGAACAACAUAAAAUCCAAUGGAGAUGUGCAAAGCACGCAUGAUGCUGAGUUAGGCUGCACCUUUAAGAGCAAUGGGCCAGGAAGAGCUUAUUUCUACUGGGUCACCAGAGAGCAAGGUUCCUUUGAAUGGUUUAAAGGCGUGAUGAAUGAUGUUGCUGAAAGUGAUCAUGAUAAUGUAAUAGAGAUGCACAAUUACCUGACAAGCGUGUAUGAAGAAGGAGAUGCAAGAUCAGCUCUGAUUGCCAUGGUCCAAUCACUUCAACAUGCCAAAAAUGGUGUGGAUAUCGUCUCUGGCAGCAAGAUCCGGACACAUUUUGCAAGGCCGAACUGGAGAAAGGUAUUCUCAGAUCUGGCCAAUGCCCACCAGAACUCUCGUAUAGGCGUUUUCUACUGUGGGUCUCCAACACUUACGAAAAUGCUGAGGGAUCUUUCACUAGAAUUCAGCCAGACGACAACGACUCGGUUCCAUUUCCACAAGGAGAACUUCUAAGACCAGACCAGGAAAAAAACACCAAAAUAAUCGCAGGCGCUCUUAUAUAGAACAAGAAAUUUUAGCAUCGGUUAGCAACUCUUUCUGUGUAAAGUUCCAUCAAGAACUGGAACAUUGGUGUACAAAGGUACGUGGGCAUUAGUUAGUGCUGCUGCCGUUUAUAGAUGGAGGAAAAAGAAAGGCAUGUAUUUUCUGAGCAAUUUGAUUGUUUCUUAGAAUGUACUAGAAACAACGUGCGGCUUUGCCGCGCCCAAUUUAGAUUAGGCCAAUCUAUUUUGUCAGUGGCCUUGUUUAGGAUCAAUGGUUUUUUUUCUUAACAUAUUGAACCAAAAACCUAAAGAAAUAAAUUAAUAGACGUUGGGACUUGAGAUCA
Molecule: messenger RNA, 3186 nt
Organism: Oryza sativa Japonica Group (Japanese rice)
Lineage: Eukaryota; Viridiplantae; Streptophyta; Magnoliopsida; Poales; Poaceae
Product: putative respiratory burst oxidase homolog protein H
Cellular component (GO): plasma membrane
Molecular function (GO): peroxidase activity; NAD(P)H oxidase H2O2-forming activity; calcium ion binding
Source: RefSeq, a predicted model, not a curated record